Messenger RNA from Medicago truncatula (barrel medic), 1931 nucleotides. Its product is annotated as protein TWIN LOV 1. The record is from RefSeq and is a predicted model, not a curated record. The transcript is spliced from 7 exons. The coding region runs from base 422 to 1606 and encodes 394 amino acids. Gene Ontology annotation, cellular component: nucleus. NCBI's taxonomy places the organism in Eukaryota, Viridiplantae, Streptophyta, Magnoliopsida, Fabales, Fabaceae.
GAUUUUCUUCCUCCCUCCCUUCCCCACCUUUCUCCAUUAGGUAGUCUAGUCACACACACUGUUUUGUUCUUGUCGUCUUCCCUUCUUACUUGACACAAUCCCAAUUUUCCCAUAUUCAAUAUUCAUCAUCAUCAUCACCACAACUUCACCAGAUAUUAUUAUUAUUCAUUCCCCCCCAUUUUCCUCAUCACACCCCAAUUUCAUACUCAAAAGAAAAAACACUUUCCAAGUUCCAACCAUGCCAACUUGACAAAAAUCUCAUUCCUAUGGUCUAAACUAAACAAAUAAUCUCUUUCUUUCUUAUCAAUUUCCAUCACUAAGCACUUAUUUCAAAAAUCAACUUAUAGAGUCCAAAAAGUUCACAUGGGAUUGCGAACAACCAAUAGAAGAAGCAGCAUAAUCAACAACAAAAUACUCAUUAAUGGAAUCAAUAAAGAAAUCGUUCGACGAAUUUUACUCACACUACGCGCGAGAAUCACUCGAAGAAUUAUCUGAAGAAAUACCAUUCACAAUCACCGACCCAUCACUUUCAAACCACCCAAUAAUCUUCGCUAGCCACGCGUUUCUCAACAUCACUGGCUUCACGCGCGACGAAGUUCUUGGUAGAAGUGGUUCCAUGUUUCAAGGUUCAGCGACAUGUCGUAGGUCGGUGAUGGAAAUUCGUGAAGCUGUUAGGGAAGAAAGAGAAACGAACGUUGUUUUGGUUAAUUAUAGAAAAAACGGCACGCCGUUUUGGGUUUUCUUAACUGUUUCUCCUGUUUUUUGUGUCAAAAGUGGUGCUGUUGUUCAUUUUGUUGCUGUUCAAGUUCCGUUGAAAUUAAGGGUUUAUGGUGGUGGUGGUUCUGUUGUGGUGAAUCAUGAUUUUAUGUUUCGGUGUUGUCGGAAAGAGGUUUGUUCGGAUAGUUUGGUUGAACUUGAUCGUGUUUCUUCCAGGAAUCAAGUGUUGGAUUUGGAACAUGAUGAUGAUGAUGUCACUGAUUUGGAGAGUGAAGAGCCACGCGAGGCAAGUGAUGAUGAAAGGAGAAGUGCUGUGACUGCCAUGGACAAUAUCUUUUCUGUGCUAACCCACUAUAGCGAGUUGACGGGAAGAUUGGUGUGUAGAAAGAGAUGCAGCAAUCCUGCCGUGGGUCUUCUUAGCUCUUCCUUGAUUAUUUCUCUUGGUAGAAUCAAACAAAGCUUUGUAUUAACUAAUCCACAUUUACCAGACAUGCCUAUUGUUUAUGCCAGUGAUGCCUUCAUGAAAUUGACAGGUUAUACGAGAGAUGAGGUAUUGGGCCGCAACUGUAGAUUUUUAGGUGGAAGAAAUACCGACGACUCAGCUCUACAACUGAUAAGGGAGAGCAUCAAAACUGAAAAACUAUGCACAGUACGUAUUUUGAAUUACAGGAAGGAUAAAAGCUCAUUUUGGAAUCUUCUUCACAUAUCACCUGUUCGGGAUGCUACUGGAAAGGUAGCAUACUUUGUGGGAGUUCAAAUAGAAGACGCCUAUAAAAUCGAGGAAUAUAGACAGUGUUGGAAACCUGAUAUGAAACAGCUUAGUGUGGUUGGUGCAGUCAAGGUUGCAGUGAGGAGUUUAUCCAUGUCUGCUGGUUCAUCAAAGACAUAGUCAUAGGAUUACUCAUGGUGGGUUUUUUUUGCCUUUGGCAUGUAUAAUAUAUGGUUUUCAUAUAUUAUGCUUGCUUCCCCAAAAAACGUUGCUCCAUUGGGAAAAAUUAUCCAUCUCAACUAGUUAUCGUUGAGAUGAUAGAGGGCUGAAAGAUUGACUUAUGAAAGAAAAUAUCCACAUUGUCAAUUGUAAUUGUAACUUGUAAAAAACUAAACAUUCUGUGUUGGAAGUCUAUAAAAUAUGCUCUAUUUCUAGCAAAAAAAAACUAAGACUUGUACUGACUUUACCACAUCUUUCUAUAGUUGAAGUGACAAUGCAACCUUAA